AUGGCGGCGGCGGCGGCGGCGGGCGCGGGCGAGCGGGCCCCGCUGCUGGGGGCGCGGCGGGCGGGCGCGGGCUGGCGGGGCGGGCGCGGCGCGUGCCUGGCGGUGCUGCUGACGGAGCUGCUGGAGCGCGCGGCCUUCUACGGCGUGACGGGCGGGCUGGUGCUGUUCCUGAACGGCGCGCCGCUGGGCUGGGAGGGCGCGCAGGCCAGCCAGGCGCAGCUGCUCUUCCUGGGCCUGGCCUUCCUGGCGUCGCCCUUCGGCGGCUGGUGCGCCGACGCGGGGCUCGGCCGGGCGCGCGCCGUGCUGCUCGGCCUGGCGCUGCACCUGCUCGGCCUGCUGGCCUUCCCGCUGCUCGCCGCGCCCCAGCCCCGCGCCGCGCUCUGCGGGCCCGACCCGGACCCCGGCCCGACCCCCGGGCCCCCGGCCCGCCACUGCGCGCCCGCCGUCUUCGCCAGCCUGGCGCUCCUCGGCCUGGGCGUCGGCACCGUCAAGACCAACAUCACGGCCUUCGGCGCCGACCAGGUGAAAGACCUGGGUCCGGAGGCCACGCGAAGGUUUUUCAACUGGUUUUACUGGAGCAUUAACCUGGGCGCCAUCUUCUCCCUGGGCGGUGUUGCCUACAUUCAGCAGAAUGUGAGCUUUCUGACUGGCUACAUCAUCCCCACCGUCUGCAUCGGCCUGGCCUUCCUGGUCUUCCUGGGCAGCCAGCGCUGCUUCAUCAGCCGGCCGCCCGAUGGCAGCGCAUUCUCCGACAUGUUCAGAAUUCUCAAGCAUGCCUGCUGUCCCCCAAGGCCCAGCACAGAGCGCAGUGAAGGCGUUGGAGUGUUCCAGCAGCCCUCUAAACAAAGUCUGUUUGACUCCUGUAAGAUGUCCCAUGGGGGGCCACUCCCCGAGGAGAGGGUGGACGACUUGAGGGGCCUGGUCAAGACUAUACCUGUGUUCUUGGCUCUGAUCCCUUACUGGACCGUCUAUUUCCAGAUGCAGAGCACAUACACGCUGCAGAGUCUCCACCUGCGGAUCCCCCAGAUCUCCAACGUCACCACCAACCCGCACACGUUCCCAGCAGCCUGGCUGACAAUGUUUGACGCCGUGCUCAUCCUCCUCCUGAUCCCUCUGAAGGACAAGCUGGUGGACCCCCUCCUGCGCAGACACGGCCUCCUCCCAUCUUCUCUGAAGAGAAUCGCCCUGGGCAUGUUCUUCAUGAUGUGCUCUGCCUUUGCCGCUGGGAUCCUGGAGAGCAAGCGGCUGGUGCUGGUGCACGAGCACAGCGUGAACCAGACCAUCGGCGGGGUGAACUACACCGCUGCCGACCUGGCCCUGUGGUGGCAGCUGCCCCAGUACGUGCUCAUCGGCCUCAGUGAGAUCUUCGCCAGCAUCUCCAGCCUAGAAUUUGCCUACUCGGCAGCACCCAGGUCCAUGCAGAGCGCCAUCAUGGGCCUCUUCUUCUUCUUCUCUGGUGUUGGCUCCUUCCUGGGCUCCGGCCUGCUCCAGCUUGUGUCACUCAAGGCCAUCGGCUGGAUGAGCAACCACAAGGACUUCGGCAACAUCAACGGCUGCCACCUGAACUACUACUUCUUCCUCCUGGCGGCCGUGCAGGGCGCCACCCUCCUGCUCUUCCUCCCCGUCUCCGUGAGGUACGACCGACAGCGCGCCAGAGCCGCCGCCCCCGCCACAGUGGGCACCAGGCGGGCCUGAGCGAGGACUGGACAGGGUGCCCUGGGCCCCACAUGGUGCGUGUAGGGGAGUCACGACUACCCCACCCUGGCCAGGACACCAUCCUUCAGCACUGACAUGUCCUGGGCCUGUC
Molecule: messenger RNA, 1807 nt
Organism: Suncus etruscus (white-toothed pygmy shrew)
Lineage: Eukaryota; Metazoa; Chordata; Mammalia; Eulipotyphla; Soricidae
Gene: SLC15A4
Product: solute carrier family 15 member 4
Biological process (GO): transmembrane transport; histidine transport; oligopeptide transport
Cellular component (GO): membrane
Molecular function (GO): L-histidine transmembrane transporter activity
Source: RefSeq, a predicted model, not a curated record